CCGUACUUCUAAUGUCAACAGUUUCAUGCAAAGCAAAGUUCGUGAGCGGUGGUAUUUCAUUAUACGGUGAACAAAAUCCAAAUAAUAUAAAGCAUAUAGCUAACUAUUUGUUUAUCUAACCAAGAGCCAAGAAUUUUGUGACGUUUUAACAAGAAAACAAAAGAAAAAAAAAAAAACAAAAUACAUUUAUGAAAGUGAAACAAAAAAAUCGUUUAAAAUAAAAACAAAAAAUAGAGAAAAAGAAUACAGCAAUAACAACGGUAAACAUCAACAAAUUUUGCGGAUGUCAAACAACAAAAAACAAACAAACAUUUGAAGUCAUCAACGGUGGCUUUUGGCGAUUUCUAUUUGAAAGAUUUGUUAACAAAAAAAUAAUAAACAAUCUGAUUUGUUAACACACACAAACAAACAGACGCAGGCACACAUUUUUUAACAUUAUAUACAAACGUAUAUUAUUAACAUAAACGCAAAAGAAUAAUAACAGAAAAUAACACAUUUAUGUAGUGCACAUUGGUAAGUUGCUUUCUUACCAAUGUUUUCCCUCGUUCAAAUGAAAUUCCGUGCAUUAUUGGUACUAUUAUCAAAAGUAUGGACGUGCAUAUGUUUUAUGUUCAAUCGCCAAGUCAGAGCAUUUGUCCAGUAUCAACCUGUCAAAUAUGAACUGUUUCCGCUGUCGCCGGUGUCACGGCAUCGCCUUAGCAUUGUCCAGAGAAAGACAUUGGUAUUGGAUUUAGAUGAGACCCUAAUACAUUCACAUCACAAUGCUAUGCCCAAGAAUACAGUUAAGCCGGGAACGCCACAUGAUUUUACGGUAAAGGUGACAAUUGACCGACAUCCUGUACGUUUUUUUGUGCACAAGAGGCCACAUGUCGAUUUCUUUUUGGAUGUGGUAUCGCAAUGGUAUGAUUUGGUCGUUUUCACAGCCAGCAUGGAAAUUUAUGGUGCAGCCGUGGCUGACAAAUUAGACAAUGGCCGUAAUAUAUUACGACGCCGCUAUUAUCGUCAACACUGCACACCCGACUAUGGUUCAUAUACCAAAGAUUUAUCAGCUAUUUGCAAUGAUCUAAAUAGGAUAUUUAUAAUUGAUAAUUCUCCAGCAGCAUAUCGUUGUUUUCCCCACAAUGCCAUACCCAUAAAAAGUUGGUUUUCCGAUCCCAUGGAUAUUUCAUUAUUGUCAUUACUUCCAAUGUUGGAUGCCCUAAGGUUUACCAAUGAUGUCCGUUCAGUUUUGUCAAGAAAUUUACACUUACAUGGUUUAUGGUAGCAGAUUAAGAAGCUGAAAAUUUGGUGCUGUGACACUUGAACGAAUUUUUGUUUGUUUACUAAAUAUUACAUUGUCUUUUUUUAAUUUAUGUGAAUGAUCAUUUCAAGAAUGAAAGCAAAAAGCAAAUUUGUUAUUUGACUAAAAAAAAAGAAAUAUCUACAAAAUUUAUUAUAAUUUUUGACUUGUACUAUAGAGAAAGAAUGGUACACAUUUACAGAAAAAAUUAAAUUGAAAAAAAAAACUAAUAACAAAACACAUCCCUUCCUCUGUCCUACUUAUUCUUCCACCACCAAACCCCCCCUAUAUCAUGUUUACGUUAUUUAAAAUUUAUUGAUUUUAUAUUAACGUUUAGUAUAUAAUGCACAUAUAGUUGUAAAUCAAUUCUGUAAUAAGUUUCUUUAAAAACAAAAAAAUACAUAUUAUAUAGAUAUACACUUACAUAUAUAUAUGGGGCAUUACAAAUUUAUUUAUAUAUAUAUAUGUUUAAAUAUGUUUUAUAGCUUUGGGGUCCCAUCUUUUCUUUUUUUUUUCAAAUUGUUUAAAUUUGGCGGUACCUUUUUGUGUUUAAUUAUACUAUUUUGUAUAUUGAUACGUUUCGUCUAAUAGCACCGACGGCUAUUUAUUGUAUGAAAUUUGUUCGUCGGGCAAAAUAAAAGAAAAAACAAAUAAACAAACAAAUAAAUUAUUAAUUUAUAUGAAAA
This is a messenger RNA of Musca domestica (house fly), 1965 nucleotides long. It is a transcript of the gene Dd, whose product is annotated as CTD nuclear envelope phosphatase 1 homolog. NCBI's taxonomy places the organism in Eukaryota, Metazoa, Arthropoda, Insecta, Diptera, Muscidae. The transcript is spliced from 6 exons. The coding region runs from base 533 to 1264 and encodes 243 amino acids. Gene Ontology annotation, molecular function: protein serine/threonine phosphatase activity. The record is from RefSeq and is a predicted model, not a curated record.